Messenger RNA from Echinostoma caproni, 1746 nucleotides. The record is from the annotation of a GenBank genome assembly. Lineage: Eukaryota; Metazoa; Platyhelminthes; Trematoda; Plagiorchiida; Echinostomatidae.
AUGAACAGAACACAAGUCAAAGGCGAAUCCAUUCUGACGGAUCAAUCACCCAUUCUGUUCAAAAAGGAUCGUAGACGAUAUCCGUCAUCAGGUUCCACGGCUGUUCGUCCACUUCCCAACUCUGAGGGAUAUGAAAACCACUUGGGAUUGAAUGACAUCAUCUAUCAUGUGAUGGUUCGUGGUGAAUCCCUUGUCUGUCUGGAGAUCGGAGGAAUCCAACGUCUUUGUUUGGCUCAGAUUUCAUCCACACUGUUGAAAAAUUUCUCAUACAAUGAAAUUCAUAAUCGGCGUGUUGCUUUGGGUAUCACAUGCGUUCAGUGCUCUCCGGCUCAGUUGGAAUUGUUGCGUGAGGCGGGCGCAAUGCCCACGUCGUCGAGACGAUGUGGAACAAUUACACGUCGAGAAGCCGAGCGACUGGUCAAAUCGUUCUUGGAUGAACCGGAACAUCCGAAAUUACCGGACGGAUUCGCAUUCGAUGUGAUGCAUCAUUGUGGUUGGGGUUGUCAGGGCCAGUUCGUGCCAUCUCGAUAUAACAGUUCUCGGGCGAAAUGUGUGCGAUGUAACUUCUGUCAAAUAUUUUUCUCCCCGAAUAAAUUCGUCUUUCAUAGUCAUUCACCUCAGUCGACCGGGACUAUCCCGAACACCGAGUACCGGCAUCCAGAUGCGGCCAAUUUCAACGCAUGGCGAAGACAUUUAUUCCUGUCCGAAAUCAAUCCAUCUGUGGACCUGGUCUAUGCUUGGGAAGAUGUGAAAGCCAUGUUCAAUGGAGGAAAUCGUAAACGAGGCACAAAUCCGUCCGUACGAUCAUCCAGUCAAACAAGUUCGGACGAGCGACCGAGUUCCACAUGUGGCUCAAUCUCCGACGAGUAUAAUCUUUUGAGCAACAAACGAACUUACCUGCCCCCGGACGGGGUGUUUGAUCGUGUGUCACUGCAUGGGAACGCGUCAGAUAGACCGGUGUACCACACGGAAACAUUGGUGGAUAUCGGAUCUGGGGAAAACAGUGGAAAAUACCGAACAGUGAACGGCGAACAGAGUACGGCCGUUCCAGAUUCCACCUUUUCCAUACACAGAAUGCUCACGCAUUCCACCGCAAAAGUUUCCUUGGACCAUUGGUCUAACAGAACCAAUUAUUGUCCUUCAGAUAGCCAGCUACAUCUGGAACCAACAGAGCUGUUUGGUUUCCAACUUUCCAAUACAACUGGCACUUUAACGAAAGAUUGGUGCGGACAACUGAGUCCAACUGUGCAACUGAACAAACCCAAUAGAAAGGAGAUCGAUCGAGGAGGCAUCAGCACAGUUCCAUUCAGUCAUAGUUUGAUUUCAACUCGUCCUCCACCACCUCCUCCAGUUCCUGUUCCCGUGGAACCGGGCACCGGUUCAGCAUGUUUCGCGGGAACAAUUCGGACGGGUAGCGACGAAUCUGUUCACCAAGUCGAAUGCUAUCACGAUCUACGAAUUACCAAUGUGAAAUCCAGUGUGACAAAUCAAUCCUCAACCCCUGUUUGUCAGUUGCCUUUAUUGACUGACAAGUUCGACUGUACAUCAAAACCGGUUGUACACCCUUGGUCCACACUAUUUGCCCAACGGUUUUGGCACACCGCGUGUGCUUCACUGUCACUCAGCUCCUCUCACUGGUUCCAUUUUCUGGACGAGUGGAAAACCAAGGUCCAAUACGCGAAUGUGAAACAAAGCGAGCCCGUCGGACUGGUCGAAAAUGGAUCACCGGAACCGGAUCAAACUUGA